CAGCGGCAGCUCACACCAGGACCUGUCUCAGCGCGUGGCCGACCGGCUGGGCCUGGAGCUGGGCAAGGUGGUCACCAAGAAGUUCAGCAACCAGGAGACCAGCUUCUUCGUCUUCCUGCGACUCUGCUGUGUCCCGCAGCAAGGCCAUGGCUUGAAUGUAACUGCUGCCCAUGUCUCAGGUCCACAGGAAGCGGUCGCCUCUGUCCAGUGAAGUCAGGCUGGUGGCCCCCUCUGAAGCCGGACCAGCAGCUCCUUUUUUUCCACUUUCCUGAGUCCACGCAGCUCUUGACUAAUUACAAGUUGGUCCCAUUUCUCCCCCCACUUAAAUAUCUUCCACUGUACUCACUUACUGAUCUUUUUUUUUUUAAGUUACCGAUCGUUUUGAUAUCUUUGGCAAAGAUUCAGUUCAGGCAACAUUUCCAACAAGCGGUGCUGGAACAAUUGUUGGCAGCUGCAAAAAAACCCCAAAAAAGUCCAUCCAUACUUCCCACCAUUUCAAAAAUGAACUUGAAAUGGAUCGCAGGCCUAAAUGUAAAACCUAGAACUAGAAAUUUCUAGGAGAAAACAUCGGAGGAGAAUCUUGAUGCCCUUGAGGUGGGCAAAGAUUGCUUAAAUACCGAGGGGUUAUUAUUAUUACAUGGAGAGAAGGUGGAGGUUGCUGUUUUCAGCUUGUUAGGAUAUGGGAAACCCUUAUUCCAGGUGGGAAAUCACCACUGCAUAACCCUGAUGAUAAUAUAAGUGAAGAAACAUUUGUGAAUGAGUAUCAGGUGGUGUUACCGCACGAGUCCUUCAGCUAAAGAAUUCCACUUGGCAGAGUUUUAUCCAGAGGUCUCAGAGGAAGUCCAGGGCUCUGGAGAAGGAUAGUGUAUUUAUGUUUGAAUGCCACAAUAUCUGGCAGUCCUGUUCAAGUUGCAGUAGCUUUCAGAAGAAUGGGAUGAUAGUUUGUCUCCUGGCGGCAGUGUCAUAUAAGUCAAGGAAAAAUUUUUAUUUGGUUUUGAGUAUUUUAUAACUACCACUCGAUAAUUAGAAAUCAUGAGGUGUGAGAAACCACUCAGCCUGAAGUCUGGGAAUUGCUAUAUAGUUACAUUUUAUGUUUUUAAUAUCUAGACUAUAAAAGGUUAACUUCCUGACUUUUCUCUUUCCCAUGAACUGUCUAGGCCCAGAGGUGGAUUCUUUUAUAAGGAGGACUGUAUCAGAUACUGCACUAGUGAUCCGGUUUUUACCGUGGGGUCCUAGAGACCUGCAGUUUGGACAGGGCUCAGCAAGGAAGGCUUGUUUCUAUCCUGUGUGGUGGAGGGGCUGGAGGGUCCACUUCUAAGCUGGCUCACUCACAUGGCUGCGUCGAGAUUGGCGAAAGUGUGAGGGGAGAAGAUGUGUACAUCAUCCAGAGUGGCUGCGGAGAAAUCAACGACAACCUGAUGGAACUCCUCAUCAUGAUCAACGCCUGCAAGAUCGCGUCAUCCUCCAGGGUGACCGCCGUGAUCCCGUGCUUCCCCUACGCCCGCCAAGACAAAAAGGACAAGAGUCGUGCUCCGAUUUCGGCGAAACUCGUGGCCAAUAUGCUCUCGGUCGCUGGGGCGGAUCACAUCAUCACCAUGGACCUGCAUGCCUCUCAGAUCCAGGGGUUCUUUGAUAUCCCCGUGGAUAACUUGUACGCGGAGCCCGCGGUCCUGCAGUGGAUUCGGGAGAACAUCACCGAGUGGAGAAACUGCAUCAUUGUUUCACCUGACGCCGGGGGCGCCAAAAGGGUCACGUCAAUCGCAGACAGGUUGAAUGUGGAAUUUGCCUUGAUUCACAAGGAGAGGAAGAAGGCAAAUGAAGUGGACCGGAUGGUGCUGGUGGGCGAUGUGAAGGACCGCGUGGCCAUCCUUGUGGAUGACAUGGCCGACACAUGUGGCACCAUCUGCCAUGCUGCGGACAAGCUACUCUCGGCCGGAGCCACCAAAGUUUAUGCUAUCCUUACCCAUGGGAUCUUCUCUGGGCCAGCUAUUUCCAGAAUAAAUAAUGCCGCCUUUGAGGCUGUUGUUGUGACAAACACUAUUCCCCAAGAGGACAAAAUGAAACACUGCUCCAAGAUUCAGGUUAUUGACAUUUCGAUGAUCCUGGCCGAGGCGAUUCGAAGGACCCACAACGGUGAAUCUGUGUCUUACCUGUUCAGCCACGUCCCACUGUAAAUCCAGGAUGUGAGGUGUGGAAGCAAGCCUACUCUGGCUUCUGACUUGCGUGCAUUUGUCUGAUUAUUAGCUUUAGGACUAAGUAGUUAUAUUAAUGCAAAAGCAUCAGAUCUUUGUAUACUCCGAGGGCCACUGGUUUUCCCCCUCUUAAAGCUCCCGACCAUUUAUUUUCAGUUUGGUGGGGAGGGCAGUGGUUAUUUGAUCUUUAAGUGAACAGUCUUAAAUGAGAAAUGUUUCUGUUAUCGUGAUUUGUUCUGAUAGGUGACCUUUUUUUCCUUUGUUCUGUCAGUGCUUUGAGGCCACAACUUUCAAGUUUAUAAUUCCAUUGUGGAAGUUCACAGUUUAUGUAUUUCAGGGUUACCAAAGGUCAGCUCAGAUUAAAGCCUCUGUGUAAAUAUAAAAUGAUAAUGCCUGUGGACAUUUGGGUGAAACCCUGUAGAGAAUUAGCCUUUUGCUUCUAAGUCAACCUUAGAGAAUUUUUAAUACCCUGAAUUUUGAGUAUUUGUUUUAGUGAUCAGGUUUCCAAGAAACCAUUUUGGUUAUUAUGCUUAAUUUGGACCAAAUUUUAUGUAGCUGAAGAUGGCCACUGACACGUUUAAUUUUGGUAAACAUUAGACAUAUCAGAGGCAAUGUAGCUCAGUAUUUUUUUAUUGCCACUUCUAAAAAUCGUAACUGUCACUUAUCUGAAAUACCUUGUUCUAAAAUUCCAAAAUUAUGCUCAGCAAUAGAGCUGACAGAGAAACUGUUUUGAGGUAGUCUGCAAGUACACUGUCACAUUCAUGCUGUGUCCAUCCCAGAUGCACCUCAUGUCCUGCCAUCUUGUUUUUUUUAAUGUCCUGUUUUUAGCUCUAGCUUUUACUUUGCCUUUUUUCCAAGAGUUUCAUGUUGUGGAUUUCCGUCACAACAAAGACUUCUUCGCUAAGUCCCCUCACAUUUACUAGUCUGAUCUCUGUUUUGCUUUUAACAUGAGAAAAAGAUGAAUUGUUUGUGGGUGUCUCCAAAUACAUAUUUAAAUAUUAUUUCCUUAGUGUUGAUCUCAUGGUCUUUUGCCUUUUGUACUCACAAGUAUCAAGCCUUCUAGGCAACAGAUUAUUGUAACUAAAGCAGUUACCUGAAAAGUGUGGGUGAGAAAGGCCUAGAAAAAAAAGGACAAAUAAGGAAACAUUAGUUGCUCCAUGAAGUUAAUGUUCAAAUGGUGGCCCAGGAGUGAUGGUGGAGGGGAGAUAGCUUUAUCCACAGGUGGCUUUUGACGGCUGCUGAGUGAGGCGCGCCCAUCUCCGGUGGCAGGCGGCAAGCAUCAACUCUGAAUUUUCCUAAGUGCACGUUGGUGGACAACCAACUGAGCGCUUCCACCCCCAAAGAAGAAAAUGUGCCUGCACAGACAAAGCCCAGGAAUAAUAAAUAACAAUCUCCUUCUGCUGAAUCUCAAAACUUGGAGAGAAGAAAGUCUCUGAUCUAAAUUCUGUGGGUGGAAAAAUGAAAUCUGUUUAAGUUGUUGACAAACCUGAAUAACAGUCUUUAAGGUUUCAGACUUCAGUACAGCAGAGGGUGAAUCAAAGUUUAAAAGUAUCAUCUUAGUCAUCGCAGAGACUAGCAUUUUGCUGUACCUUAAGAGGGCUUUUGAGAAAAAAUCCUAGUGUAGCCUGGUUAAGGUCAGCUAUUCAAUACGAUGGACGUUAUCUAGACAAGAGUUGAUUUGAGAUAUGUGAAGAGCCUAUUUAGAUGUAUGUAAUUUUUAUUUUGGACAAAUGAGUGAUAUCUGUAUUUCUUGAAAUUUCUAUGCAUAGAGAAAUGAAAAUGUAGUUAUGAACGCACGCAGGUAGACAGCUUCGCAUCCCAGUGUGGACAUGAUGACAAUGACUAAAACCAGUUGAUUUAAAGGUAGUCAUUUCAUCUAAGAUUUAAGAGUCUAACACAUAGAGCUAGUUUUAAAAUAAUGAUCUUCAGAUAAAGAGAUAAAAAUCGGUAUUGUCAUUCUCUGAAUUAAGAACUGAUUGUUUCUAUGGUUAUUUAUCUCCACUUUUGUAUUUUAAAGUACUUCUGGUACAUCUGUCAACUAAAUAGACUAGAGGUAGCCCUGCACGGCGGCAAUGUAGCCCUUAACUAUUUGAUGGUCCAGUUCAAAAAAGAUGAUGAAGACAGCCUUGAGAGCAGCGUAAUCCCAGAACUUGUGCAUCCCUUGCUGCUUAUGCGGAAACAUUUCAGUGAAACCACCAAAUAUAUUGCUCCUGUCUGACUCUGCUGCAUGGCAGUUGACUUGGCGUACAUCUAACCAAAAAGGGGAGCCAGAGAAAUAUGAAUAUACCAAAGUUGCUCAGUUUCCAACUUAAGUUACAUUAACCAACUUAAAGAGGUUCGUAGUAUAACUUUCCUUUGGUAGAUAUGAUGUCAAAUAGAUUGAGGAACUACGUCAUUUGCAGUGCUUGUAUUGGUUUAGAAUAGGAUUCGAAGAUCUUCCAACACUGUACUAAAAACAUUUCAAUAAAAUCAUGCUCCUUCUUUCUUUCA
This is a messenger RNA of Aethalodelphis obliquidens (Pacific white-sided dolphin), 4682 nucleotides long. RefSeq names its product phosphoribosyl pyrophosphate synthetase 2 (gene PRPS2). NCBI's taxonomy places the organism in Eukaryota, Metazoa, Chordata, Mammalia, Artiodactyla, Delphinidae. The transcript has 9 exons. The coding region runs from base 1419 to 2174 and encodes 251 amino acids. Gene Ontology annotation, molecular function: ATP binding; ribose phosphate diphosphokinase activity; magnesium ion binding. The record is from RefSeq and is a predicted model, not a curated record. Gene Ontology annotation, cellular component: cytoplasm; ribose phosphate diphosphokinase complex. Gene Ontology annotation, biological process: purine nucleotide biosynthetic process; 5-phosphoribose 1-diphosphate biosynthetic process; ribonucleoside monophosphate biosynthetic process.